Cucumis melo (muskmelon) is the source of this 1058-nucleotide messenger RNA. RefSeq names its product protein LURP-one-related 10. The transcript has 2 exons. The coding region runs from base 196 to 843 and encodes 215 amino acids. Lineage: Eukaryota; Viridiplantae; Streptophyta; Magnoliopsida; Cucurbitales; Cucurbitaceae. The record is from RefSeq and is a predicted model, not a curated record.
UAGUUAUUUUAUUACAUUUUUAUAAUAAGAGGAUUAAGAAAAUUGGUGGUAUUGGCACACAGAUUAUAUAUAGCAUAUACUGCACAGCUAUCCAAUUACUCGUCUUCGAUAUUACCAACCCAAAAUCCCAACAUCCCCUCGUUUCCUCAUCUCAACUUAAUUUUCUUCCCAUCUCCAAUCAAAUUUAUCCAAUUAAUGGCCUAUCCGCCGGCGUUUCAGCUACCCGCACAGACCGUGUCCGCCCCCUUGCCCAAUCCCGUGGCGGUGUUAGGCCCUCAGUUUAUCGCUCCUUAUCCCGUGGAUCUGAGAAUCACGAAGAAGCUGAUGACCCUGGCGGAAGGUUCCUUCGCGGUUACGGACAUUAACGGCACCCUGAUGUUCAAGGUGAAAGGGUCGGUGUUCAGCCUCCGCGAUCGCCGCGUUCUUCUUGACGCCGCUGGGAACCCCAUAAUCACUUUUAUGCAGAAGCUGAUUUCAGCGCAUAGAACAUGGUACGCGUAUAGAGGGGAGAGCACGGAUUCAGAAGAUCUGUUAUUCACGGUGAAGAAAUCGUCGAUUUUACAAUUCAAGACACAAUUAGAUGUGAUAUUAGCCACAAACAGCUCGGGUAGCGGGUGCGAUUUUAAGAUAAAAGGAAGCCUGCUGGAGAGAGCUUGCACUAUUUAUCUUGGGGAUGGCUCCUUCGUCAUCGCUCAGAUGCACAAGGAACACACUUUACAGAGCAUUGUGUUGGAUAAGGACACGUUUGGAGUGCUGGUUUAUCCGAACGUGGAUUUUGCGUUCAUCGUUGCACUUGUGGUCAUUCUCUUCGAGAUCAACGAGGACAGGAGCGGCGAUGAUUAGAUGAAAACAACCACCCCGGCCCUUUUAUAUAUAUAUAUUAUUAUUAUUGUUCUAAUUUCCCAUCUACUUCUACAUUUGUGCACAAUUAGACAUGGAGCCUUGGUUAUUUGUUUGAUCUGCUUUUGGUGCUUCAUGGGUUGGGUUGUUAAAAGCUACAUGUAUUUUUCUCUCCUAAUUCUGUGUUUCGUUAUCAAAAAAUAUAUAUUUCUUCUGUA